Molecule: messenger RNA, 1730 nt
Organism: Oncorhynchus gorbuscha (pink salmon)
Lineage: Eukaryota; Metazoa; Chordata; Actinopteri; Salmoniformes; Salmonidae
Product: tetraspanin-11-like
Exons: 8
Coding region: 152-916 (254 amino acids)
Cellular component (GO): membrane
Source: RefSeq, a predicted model, not a curated record
GACCCCUCAUUCUUCUCCACGGACUGGACGCUAGGGAAGCAACAAGCUUGAUUGAAUCACAUAGCCUAUGCUACAAUAACGAGACGGCUAUUUGUCCGUUUUCCCUCAGAAGCAAGCCGUGCAUUUGGUGAGUGAGAGCUGUGGAGGGGAGAUGACGGCCGUGUACAAAGACGACCAGGGUGACUGGAUGACCGUCUGCCUCAAGUACCUCCUCUUCGUCUUUAAUGUCCUCUUCUGGGUUGGUGGAGCGGCGGUGAUGGGCGUGGGCAUCUGGACCCUGAUAGACAAGAGUGAUUACCUGAGCCUGCUGGCCUCCAGCACCUUCGCCGUGUCCGCCUACAUCCUCAUCCUGGCCGGGGCCCUCGUCAUGGUCACGGGCUUCCUGGGCUGCUGCGCCGUCAUCAGGGAGCAGAGGAGCUGCCUGUCCACGUAUUUCUGCUGUCUGUUAUUGAUCUUUCUCAUAGAGCUGGUGGCAGGAGUCCUGGCCUACGUGUAUUACCAGAGGCUCAGUGAGGAGCUGAAGCAGCACCUGAAUGAGACCAUGACAGAGAACUACGCCCAGCCAGGGAAAGAGGCCAUCACCCUGGCCGUGGACAGACUACAGCAGGAUUUCAAGUGCUGUGGCAGCAACAACUCAUUUGAUUGGCUGCAUAGUGUGUACAUGACCUCGGCUGUGUCGGAGGGCAGGGUGGUCCCGGACAGCUGCUGUAAGACCAUCACCUCCCUCUGUGGCCGCAGAGACCACCCCUCCAACAUCUACAAGACUGAGGGUGGCUGCAUCACCAAGCUGGAGCAGUUCCUGGCUGACCACCUGCUGAUCAUCGGAGCUGUGGGGAUAGGAGUAGCCUGUCUACAGAUCUGUGGGAUGGUGUUCACAUGCUGCUUACACAGAAGGAUUAAGUUGGAUCCUUACUGAACCCUACCGUCAAGCCCCCCCAACACCAUCCUGCCUUAUGGGCCAGGGAGCAACGAUGCCUGCUGAACACUCACCCUUGACCUCUAACCCCUCCUAACCUCUGAACCUUAUGAUCCAACCCUGCCUGGACCUUCCUGGAUCCUUCUGCACCUCUCCUUUAGCAUGGAUGCAUGCACAGCCCCCCCCCCCCUCUCUCAAAGACAAGGCCAAUGAAGAAGAGAUGAUUUGGUAUUAUGGUAUUGUUCUUUUCUGUAGUAAACCUACUGCUGUUUAUUUAAGGUAGUUUUUACUGUAUGUUGUCAAUACAGUCAAAUCCUUACUGUAGAUUUCACAACAUUCCACACAACUGGAAGGCAACCCGAAGUGGUUGUGACUGAGAAUCAAGUGUACUGUACACACUCUCAUGGUGUUGCUGCUUACGAAGGGUUAUUCAGUUAGUGCUAUAUCCAGUGUGUCACGGAUGUGGCCCACAACGUGCCUCUGUCAUUGUUUUAUCAUGUAUUCUUUGAUAGCAAUGUUACACCAAUUGAAUGGUUCACCACAAAGGGAAUCCCAUGGUCAUCGAUGUUUGAUCUACGUCACAAAGAAAACAAUCAUGAGUUGAUUGAUAUCCACAGAAUAAUCAAGCAGAUUUGGGGAAAACCUGUACUUGAUAUGAAUGAAAAUAGCACUAAACGCUGCUAAUAGUAACUGUAACGGUUUUCUAGGUGUGGUGAAGGAGAGUCGGACCAAAACGCAGCGUGUAGAUUGCGAUCCAUGUUUAAUGAACAAAAAAAACGUAACACGAAUCUAAAACACAAACACUACAAAACAA